Molecule: messenger RNA, 3396 nt
Organism: Suillus clintonianus
Lineage: Eukaryota; Fungi; Basidiomycota; Agaricomycetes; Boletales; Suillaceae
Product: Spc98 family-domain-containing protein
Exons: 11
Coding region: 78-2954 (958 amino acids)
Biological process (GO): spindle assembly; cytoplasmic microtubule organization; meiotic cell cycle
Cellular component (GO): spindle pole; gamma-tubulin complex; centrosome
Molecular function (GO): microtubule minus-end binding; gamma-tubulin binding
Source: RefSeq, a predicted model, not a curated record
UCAAACCUCGCACGACACAAACAAAGUGCCGAUCAUGCUAGCGUUGUGGGGAUCAGCGAGCACGACAGACAACUACGAUGAGCACACCGUCCUCAACACUGUCAGCCCGUCCUCACUCUCGCGCGCAGCAUCAACGGCCGUCCUCGAGCUUAUCCCAGCGCCCACCUUCCAGCGCAUCAUUCGCAAGACCAGUUUCAAGCGCAUCCUUGCGACCCCAAUCACGCGUUUCUCGACCAAGUUCGCGUAUUUCGCGACCGGCCACCAGACAAUCCACGCGACUUUUGCCUUUAUGCCAGAAACUAAUCACACAGCUCACAGGACUCACUUUAGAUAACGAUGAGGAGGACUUUCGUAUUGCCUUGGAUUUCGUUUCUAGGAACCUAGAGCAUGCUACGGCGACGAAAGGAGGUCCGAGCUCGGACAUGGCUACCAUGGAUAAACGUUUUCACGGUUUCCUGGAAAAAUCCCGUAUACAGUCCAAUGAUACACUUGCGGAAGCAUUGGAGAUGUCGUACCGGAAAGUGAAAGAUAGCGCGAAGGAACUUACGAAUAUCGAUGGUGACAUCAAAUUUGCGCAUCUUCCGGACCACCUGCAACUGCUUGCGCUUCUGUCUGCUGCACCAGUGACAUCUACUCUCAGGCAUGCAGAUGCGUAUGUUGAAGCAAUCAAAAAUCCACCAGAGCCACCACCCUCUCUAACCUGGAAGGACAUCCUGGCCGAGGAACCCUUUGAGGGACAACACUGGGAGGGUGUUUAUGGUCUGCCUUCAGGAAGCACAGUAGAGUGUUGGGAUAAAACGAGCGAUGGUAGCACGCCUUCACUUUCACCGUGGGACGAUGACUCGGACGACUUGGAUGAUAAUGAUUCGUUUCCCUACACCGAAGAUGCUCCCUCAUCUCCUGGUCCUGUCGAGCGAGUCUCCUCUUAUGGGCAGCCAAACUUAAGCCUUUCAUACCAACAUCGUAGAGUUGUAGAGGAACUGCAAACUCGACAGUACUGGAGAGAAGAAUGGCGAACAGAUGCCGAUCUAUCUCGACCAUUCAAUCUGGGUGAUGCAUCAACACUUGGUCCUUCAUUGAGCCGAGCUCUUGGUGAAAGAACAACUCUUUUGAUUAACGGACCUAAACACGAGAAAUACAUCAACGAGCAUGACGCUGUCCGCGAGGUACUCAUGUGUCUCCAAGGUCGCAAAAACCUCAUGAUCACUAGCAGCUCGAGAUCUCCGUCGCUCAUGCGGCCAUCACCGAGUGCUCCCCGUCUCGUUCAUUUGACAUUAACAUCUCAAACUUCUAUCCUCUCGUCAUUUGCCCAACUUGCAAGCACCUUGUCCCACAUCAGAAAAUUCACUUCGGCAGUUUUUUCUAAUGUAUUUUCAACCUCAGACCCACCUCUGAGCUCAACGCACCUUCUAUCUCACAAUACGCGUUCGCAGACCAUGGAAGCUUUCGCUGAUGCGGUCGAUUCUCAGCUACAAAAGUUCGAUCGCUGGUGUGCUGACAAAGAAGAACAGAUAUGUCGCGCUCACGCAGGCCUUGGCGACCACUUGGCCGCCAGUCUACUAGCUCUCGAAAAGGACGUCAGAGAUGCAUUUUCAGCGACCUUCGACCUCCUUUUGGCCAUUCUGCGAGAGCUGAUGGGCUACGUCAUGCAUUCGGAUAAUACCUCCGACGAAGAGGUCUGGUUAUUGGCAUCUCUGUCUAGUCGUGUGCCGCCAGCGGCUGUUACUGCCCAUUUACUAGACGCAUGUCUGCUUUCUGCGGAGAAGCAGUCCUCGCUAGGAGACAAAAUCACCGCUGAAGCUCUCAUUGAGGUGUUCGUCAGGUCCGCACAGCCUGUCUGGGCUAUGGUGGGCCGCUGGGUCAAAGAUGGGAUGCCAGUGCGGGACACGUGGGAAGCUUCUGAUAAUCAGACCCUAGAUGAGGAGUUCUUCGUCGAGGAUAACGAGCUCCCGCUUAUGGACCCUGAUUUCUGGGCGGAUGGAUACGUUCUUAGGACAUUGAAUGACUUUGAAGCACCCGGAGGAGGGGCGUUUUCCGUGCCGGCAUUCCUGGAGCGUAUAGCUGAUCGUAUACUCGAGACCGGAAAAGCAGUUGGCCUGCUGCGAGUCUUGGGGAUACCUCUGCUAAACGAUGCAGAUAGCGAUUCAGGGGAUGUUCACUGGCCAUCACUUGGAACACUGAUAGGACAGCACAAAGGGGAUGCCUCAGAUCCAGAGGGCCUCGCUCACCUUAUCUCCGACAAGAUCUCACCCUAUUACACAUCUUCGGGAUCUCAACUCAUUCGAGUAUUGACCGAUGACUGCGAUCUGUCGCGCCACAUCACGGCCAUCGAAGGGCUAUAUCUGAUGACCAGAGGAGACGUCAUCGGCAAUUUCACCGAUGUCCUCUUUGCAAAGAUGGACAGCCAACAGCACUGGCAAGACUUUCACUUCCUGAACAGUGCAUUUAGGGACGUCGUGGAUGCCAAUAAUGCUACAAAGUACAUCGAGACUUCCCUUGUUCGCCUCUCCUAUCGGGGAAGCAAAACCACCGCCAUCACGCAGACGGUGAAAGCCCUUGAUGGCCUACUCGUCGAGUAUGCUGUGCCUUUUCCAUUGGCAUACAUCUUCACACCGCGUGUAUUGUCAAUCUACGGAUCGAUCUUCGUGUUUCUUCUGCAAAUACGAAGAGCCAAAAGUGUUUUGGAACGUAUUCUUGUAAGGGGCGAAAUAGGGAGCGAACAGCAUAUGAAGCAUGAGUUGAAGGUAUUUUAUGCGAUGAGGGGAAAGUUAUCGUGGUUCAUCAACACAUUAUUGAACUUCCUGACGACUCAUGUCCUGUACUCUCGGUUAGCGAUGUUCCAUGAGAACUUCAAGGGAGCAAAGUCUCUUGAUGAGAUGAUCAAGAUCCAUAACGACCACUUGGACACAAUCCAGUGCGGUUGUCUGCUUCAGCCCGAAGUGUGUCUGUUUUAGUUGAUGACUUGCUGGUCGUGCUGACGACUGGUUCAGACUUCUGCCCUCUACCGGGCUGUUUUGUCAGCACUUGAUAUGUGUCUGCAUUUCAGCAAUAUUUUUGUCUCAUUUUCAGGUGACAAUACACAUGAUAUAUCACGGCUCUCUAUCGUUAUGAAGCGCCACCGAAGCCGUCGCCAGAGACGGCUUCGUCGAGACACCAUUGGGUUCUCUGCACCAGAGAUCAUCUCAGACGAUGAAAGUGAUGGCGAUGACGACGAGAUAGUGGGCGAUGCACCUGAGCCUUCAUUUUCUCUGGCUGCCUCGGUGAUGAGCUACGAGGGCGAUCUCCCCGAUCAUCUGGCCAAGCUGUCAUUGGAACUGGAUGGUGUUGUACGUUUCGUUCGCAGAGCGAGCGAGAGCUGGGCGGGAGGGAUGUCUAAAGCUGCACCUGCGUUUGGGG